Messenger RNA from Planococcus citri (citrus mealybug), 860 nucleotides. Its product is annotated as phosphatidylethanolamine-binding protein 2-like. The record is from RefSeq and is a predicted model, not a curated record. NCBI's taxonomy places the organism in Eukaryota, Metazoa, Arthropoda, Insecta, Hemiptera, Pseudococcidae. The transcript has 6 exons. The coding region runs from base 135 to 845 and encodes 236 amino acids.
GGGCAUUUUUUAUCUACUACGUUCAUUAAUAAAAUACCUACGUAAAAUUUUGGUUCUAAGUUGAUUCAUGAAAGACACUACACCAUACAAAUGUGUUUGAGACGUGUUAUUUGUGUACAAUAUUCACCUGUACGAUGUUGAGAAAUUGCAGGCGACAGUUUUGGAUAUUUUUCGUAACGUUUUUGAAGAUAUGCUUUUGCGAAGAAGAUUUAACCGAAUUGACUCAGAAAAUGAUCGAUGCCAAAAUCAUACCACAUUUUAUUCCAGUGCCUCCAAAGCAUAAAUUAAAAAUUUAUUACCCUAUUGGACCUCGAGAACGAGAAGUUAUCACCGGAGAACCAUUGAGAAGAUGGGAAAUUGUAGAUCAACCUCGAUUAGACUUUCCCAGGGAUAACGCAACAAAAUAUUACACUGUUUAUAUGGGCUCUGUCCAUGAACCUGUUCCUGAACGAGAGUUUGAUUUUUAUGGCGAUACGUUACCACCUGAUUACCCCAUUCCUACAACCGAUGAACCGCCCGCUAUUCAGCAAAUCGAGCAUUGGAUUGUAAUCAACGUGAAGAGAAAUUACGUGUAUGGUGGCAACAUCAUGUUCGAUUACAUUCAUCCUGGCAAAGCGCCAAAAAAUGUCACUGAAUAUUUCCCAAUAGUUGUUUUCCGUCAACCAGGACGAAAGAAGAUGAAAUUCGCCUCAGAUGAAAUAAAAGACGAUCCUGGGUACGAUUUUGGACCAUUUCAUACGAUAGAAAAAUUCGCCAAGAAGUAUAAUUUAGGUGAUCCAUGGGCAGCAGAUUUCUUCACCACAGCGAAGGUCAACUUUUUCAAAUUUAGAGAUGAUUGUAAAUAAAUAAUUUGUUUUUUA